GGACGGGGAGGGGAGCUUUCAGAAGGACCGAGGAACAUGAACACUCUGGAGCGUGCUCUCUCUGCAGUUGGCUUGACGGUCUCAACAAUCCCCGGCAAAGGCCGUGGUCUUGUCGCUGCCAAAGAUUUUCACCCAGGAGAUGUGAUUAUUCAGCAAGAACCAUAUGCGAGCUCGCCGAGUAAAUCUUCCACCGGCUCUUUUUGUGAUGGUUGCUUUGCAUCUGCUAACUUGAGGAAAUGUUCGGGAUGCCGGAUUGCAUGGUAUUGUGGUAGUGCUUGCCAGGAAGGAGUCUAGUGAAGGACAUUCUGAUUUGCACCGGGAAGUGUGUGAUGAUUGUGGCAGGAAGGCAGAUCGCAGUGAUUUGAUCGAACAAACUGAAGUUCCAUUGGUUUGCUCCUUUCAACAUUGAUUUAGGUUCAUAAGAGACUCGCUGAAUACCUUCAUCAGAAUUG
Messenger RNA from Phalaenopsis equestris, 452 nucleotides. RefSeq names its product histone-lysine N-methyltransferase ASHR1-like. NCBI's taxonomy places the organism in Eukaryota, Viridiplantae, Streptophyta, Magnoliopsida, Asparagales, Orchidaceae. The coding region runs from base 37 to 294 and encodes 85 amino acids. Gene Ontology annotation, cellular component: nucleus. The transcript has 3 exons. The record is from RefSeq and is a predicted model, not a curated record.